AUGUCCUCCCGACCGCGACGUAGUUGUGCAAGAGGUGACAAUUCGGUGUUGUCGCCUUCCACGAUAUUCCUCUGGUCCGACGCAAGACUGAAACAGGAACUGUCGAGAAGAGGAUUGAGCCGCACAGGAAUUAGACAAGAUCUCAUCGACAGAUUAUUGGACGAUAUCAAUGGGAUCAUAAAAAAGGAGGAACCGAGCAGUUUCAGUAGUUGUACUGAGGUUACAAAAGACAACGCAUGUGAAUCUCAAAAUAUCGAACUCGAGCCUCGCCUUGAAACUGAUGCAGAAUCGGCUGAGGAUAAAAAC
Molecule: messenger RNA, 306 nt
Organism: Ostertagia ostertagi
Lineage: Eukaryota; Metazoa; Nematoda; Chromadorea; Rhabditida; Trichostrongylidae
Source: the annotation of a GenBank genome assembly